Molecule: messenger RNA, 1803 nt
Organism: Larimichthys crocea (large yellow croaker)
Lineage: Eukaryota; Metazoa; Chordata; Actinopteri; Sciaenidae
Product: cleft lip and palate transmembrane protein 1-like protein
Exons: 17
Coding region: 171-1772 (533 amino acids)
Cellular component (GO): membrane; endomembrane system
Source: RefSeq, a predicted model, not a curated record
UGGUGAGGAGUCAGCAUCAGCAUCUCUCCGCUGGAUGCAGAAAACCGGAAGGAUGCUGUGACACGGAGGAAGCGUGUGGAUUUUAUUGUGUUCCGCACAGUUCCGUCCUCAAACCACACUACCACCGAUCAUUUUGUGGUUGUUGAUCUUUUCUCUUUUCGAUAUCUGCCAUGUUCCCAUCGUGUUGUUCUAAACCAGCGGACAGCGGCGCUAAGAGGAGCUCCAUCGCAAAGCUGCUGCUCGGGGUCUUUGUGGUUUACACGCUGCACACCGUGUGGCUGCUGUACGGCUUUCUCAACACCAAACCCUGCGAUGGAGGCAGAGGAGAGCACUGCAUCGCCUCUUACCUGACAGCAAGACCCAGACUACAGAUGAGCGUCUUCACCUGCCUCGUGCCCGACAACAGCCAACUCAACCUUGCUGUAAAAAUAGACCCGUUUGACCCGCAUUCAACAUUUGAGAGACAGGUGAAUGUCUCUCUGCCAGAGGAGACUCGGACUAAUGGCACUCUGUAUGCAGUCGUCUAUGUUCACAAAGCUGGUGUUUCACCUCUGGAAGACAGCAGAGAAGUCCACUACGCAGCUCAGCUCACCACCUACAUCACUCCCACUCACACCGAGGGGCCGAGAGACAUGCAGAAGAGGCAGAGUCCCAGAUCAGAGAAUCCUGUAUCCCACUGGAGACCUCACCUGUCAAUCACUAUGAUGUCAGAGGACUUCACCUUCAACAAGGCGGGACUUCCCAGUGAUGUGCGGCGCUACAUGAGAGUCUCUCAGGAUGGCCGACAGAUGAUCUAUCUCCCUCUGCUGCUGGUUAAUGAACUCAACUUCAGAGUCAGAGACCUCAUGGAGAUCAGCAGCAGCACUGUUCAGCUCCCUCUGACUGUGUCCUACGAGGGAAUCUCUUUGAGGGGGUUCAGGUUCUGGGUGCAUCUACAGGACGUGGUUUAUUCCCUUCGACAGUUUGGCUUCACAGAGGAGAACGUAGAUGAGAUAAAAGAAACUCUGGUGGGCUCCAACCUCUACCUGUUAGUGUUGACUGCGCUCGUCACAGCUCUACAGCUCAUCUGUGAAUUCUUGGCUGUUAAAAAUGACAUCAGCUCAUGGAGAAAAAAGAAGAGCAUGGCGGGAAUGUCCAGGAAGUCUGUUCUGUGGCGUAGCCUCAGUACUUUGCUGAUUUUCCUUCAUCUGCUAGAGGAGACCAGUCUACUAGUGCUGCUUCCUGUUGGACUGGGAGCAUGUGUGGAGGUGUGGAAGGUAUUUAAAGUGUUUAACAUCCAGUGGACUAGCUCCAGACUCCAUGUAAAAAAGCUGGAUGAAGAGGAAAGAAAGACUGUGGAGUAUGAUACACAGGCGUCCAGAUACUUGUCCUACUUGGUCUAUCCUCUGUGUAUCAGUGGAGCUUUUUUCUCACUGGCCUACUUACGUCAAAAGAAUUACUAUUCCUGGUUGAUCAACAGCCUGGUGACUGGAGUGUAUGCCUUUGGUUUCCUGUCUAUGGCUCCUCAGCUCUUCAUUAACCACAAGUUGAAGUCUGUGAGCCACCUGCAGGGGACAGUGUUGAUGUACAGAGGAGUCAAUACUCUGAUCUCAGAUCUGUGCUCCUGUGCCUCCCUUUUCUCCUCUUCUCUAUCCUUCUCCUCCUCUCAUCAACUUUCCUGCUUCAGAGAUGAGCUGCUCUUCUUCCUCUACCUUUACCAGCGAAGGCGUUACGCCCCCAAGGCCAGAAGGCGAGAGUCUGGGACCCUCAGCAAGAAACUAAAGACUCAAUGAGGAGAAGACAAAUUCGUCUUGUUCUUUUUUG